Neolamprologus brichardi is the source of this 1273-nucleotide messenger RNA. The record is from RefSeq and is a predicted model, not a curated record. NCBI's taxonomy places the organism in Eukaryota, Metazoa, Chordata, Actinopteri, Cichliformes, Cichlidae.
GUUUUUCUUCUACUUGCAAAAACCCAGAUCAGUUUAAUUGUACAAGGAUUCAACAAAGGAAAUAGUUGUUUCUCAUUUUACCUAGCUAGUGUUAGAGACUGGACCCAGUCAUUAAGAGCAGGAGUAGCUGAAGUCAAUGUGGAGCACAGGAGGCAUCAAUCGAGCUGGGGCAGCAGUGCCGACAUUCUUACGGACCCCCACAGUGAUCCAACCCCACUUGGACAUGAAGCCCUUCCUGCAGUUCCCAGUGGAGACCCCCCCUCCUCCACACAGCAUGAGCCUCUUCCACAACUUCAAUACGAUGGACCCGGUGCAAAAGGCUGUGAUCAACCACACAUUUGGAGUUCCUCUGAUCAAGACCAAGCGACCAGUCAUCUCCUGUAACGUCUGCCAGAUCCGCUUCAACUCAGAGAGCCAGGCAGAAGCCCACUACAAAGGGAACCGCCAUGCCAGGAGAGUCAAAGGCAUCGAGACCUCUAAGAGUCGUCCUCAAGAAGGAGACAAACCUCACACCCUGCCCCCCACCUCCUCCCCAUCUCCGCCUGGAGCUCCUGGCACAGCCCCAGACAGUGAGCCCAGCAAAGCAGAUGAAACACGGCCUAUGUCACGGAUAAAUGGACCCUUACUGGCACCGGGGCCCCUUCCACCUCUUCAAACCCCACCUACCCCACCCAUGGACUCCCCUGUGCCAUCAGUGUGCCCUCUCAUUCCCACCCCUACUCCUCCACUGGUCCCCCCGACCUCUUCUUCCCCAGGCUGCGGGAGCAGCCUCACCAACUCAGAGCAGGUUGGAUCAGGAACCCCGGUUUCAGGAGCCGUUGGCAUUUCGGCUUCAAACAGCCCAUCCAACCCAGAGACUGAGGAGGACAAGGCCAAGAAGCUGUUGUACUGCGCACUGUGCAAGGUGGCUGUGAAUUCCUUGUCACAACUGGAGGCGCACAACAAAGGUACGAAACACAAAACUAUCCUGGAGGCACGGAGCGGGCUGGGCCCUAUAAAGGCAUAUCCUCGCCUGGGCCCCAAGCCCAGUGGAGAGCAGGGAGGAGGGCCGGUGGACCCCAACACUCAGGAACGAACCUUCCACUGUGAGAUCUGCAAUGUGCGGGUCAACUCUGAACUGCAACUAAAACAGCACAUAUCAAGUCGAAGGCACCGGGAUGGGAUGGCGGGCAAGCCUAACCCUCUCCUCAGCCGACACAAGAAGCACAGGGGAGCUGAUCUAACGGUAACAUUUUACUGCAGAUUUUUAGCUCCUAUGACAAAGCACACCUGA